Molecule: messenger RNA, 474 nt
Organism: Drosophila kikkawai
Lineage: Eukaryota; Metazoa; Arthropoda; Insecta; Diptera; Drosophilidae
Source: RefSeq, a predicted model, not a curated record
AUGAGGAAAUUGGUAUUAUCUCUGGCAGUUUUGGGAUUCAUAUCCCUAGCUAUAGGCCACGGUAAUCCCCCUUGGGAGCAGCCCACCGCUCCGGUGAAGAAGGUAGUGGCGGUUCCUGUGCCUGUGCCUGUACCAGUUCCUGUUCCAGUUCCCAGUCCUGGUUCAGGCGAUGGCAAGCAUGGAGGAGGCGGAGGAGGAGGAGGCGGUGGAGGUGGCGGCGGAGGUGGCGGAGGAGGAGGCGGAGGAGGAGGCGGAGGAGGAGGCGGAGGUACUUGCCCGCGACCUUCGGCUGAGACUUUAAGGUGCCUCCGGGAGUGGGCCUGUCAGUACGUCAUCCGCCUGGAUCUGCGCUGCCUGCUCACCUUAAAUGGCAACCCAUUGCUGGGCAAUCUCAUUUCCCUACCCGGCAUCACCGGAGGAGGCGCUGGCAAUGGCGGCGGUGGUGGUGGCAUCUUGGGCAAUCUCCUGGGUUAG